Molecule: messenger RNA, 6410 nt
Organism: Octodon degus (degu)
Lineage: Eukaryota; Metazoa; Chordata; Mammalia; Rodentia; Octodontidae
Gene: Peg10
Product: paternally expressed 10
Exons: 2
Cellular component (GO): cytosol
Molecular function (GO): nucleic acid binding; zinc ion binding
Source: RefSeq, marked reviewed
CUCCUCUGUUCAGCCUAUAUAAGGCUCGCAGUCGGCGCUCCUGGUACACGCGCUUCAACUUCGGUUGGUGUGUGUCGAAGGAACCUGACGGCGACCAGCGGAGAGAUCCACCGAGCUUCGCGGAACAUCCACUGAGCGGCUCGCGCCCGCUCGCUCCGAGCGGCGGCGGAGCGCUCGUGGGUCCCACGCCCGGCCAGGUGUGGGAUCCGGUCCUGCCUGCCUUCGCAGAGGAGUCCACGUGUGAAACAAGCGGGUUUUCAAAACAAAGAGGAGGAGGGGUGGAAGAGAGGGCCCGGAUCCAGGCCUCCAGCCCCAGAGGAGUGAAGCCACACCAUCACCUGGGAGGGUACCUCCCACCCCGGCAGUUACCAUGGGUCUUGGCGACUGCCCCCCACCUCCGCCUCCCCCUCCCCCCAACAACAACAACAACAACUCCAAACCCAGCGGCCACAAGAGCCCCUGUGUGCCCAACCUUACCGAACGCAGACGAGAUGAGCUUUCUGAAGAGAUCAACAACUUGAGAGAGAAGGUUAUCCGGCAGUCUGAGGAGAACAGCAACCUGCAGAACCAGGUACAGAAGCUCACAGAGGAGAACAGCACUCUCCGUGAGCAGGUUGAGCCGACCCCUGAGAAUGAUGUAGAAGAUGACCUUGAGCUGCAGGGCGCUGCAGCAGCCGUUGUCCCAUCCACCUCAACCGUGGAAGACUGCCCAGAAGACCUUCCCGAGAGGUUUGAUGGCAACCCAGACAUGCUGGCUCCUUUCAUGUCCCAGUGCCAGAUCUUCAUGGAGAGGAGCACCAGAGAUUUCUCACUUGACCGUGUCCGUGUCUGCUUCGUGACAAGCAUGAUGACCGGCCGUGCUGCCCGCUGGGCCUCCGCCAAGCUGGAGCGAUCCAAUUACCUGAUGCACAACUACCCAGCCUUCAUGAUGGAAUUGAAGCAUGUCUUUGAAGACCCCCAGAGACGGGAGGCCGCCAAACGCAAGAUCAGACGUCUGCGCCAGGGCAUGGGCUCUGUCAUCGACUAUUCCAAUGCAUUCCAGAUGAUUGCCCAGGACCUGGAUUGGAAUGAGCCGGCGCUGAUUGACCAGUACCAUGAGGGCCUCAGUGACCACAUCCAGGAGGAGCUGUCCCACCUCGAGGUGCCCAAGUCUCUGUCCGCCCUGAUCGGUCAGUGCAUUCAUAUUGAGAGGAGGCUGGCCAGGGCUGCUGCCGCCGCCGCCUCCGCAGCUGCCUCUGCAGCCGCCUCUGCCGCUGGUGCCACGGCCACAGCCACGGCCACCAUCACUGCCACUGCCACCAUCACUGCCACUGCCACCGCCACUGCCACCGCUGUGGCUGCUGCACCAAAGCCACGCUCCCCGCCUCGGGCACUGGUGCUUGCUCACCACCACCACCAGGUCGACCCCACUGAGCCUGUGGGGGGCGCCCGCAUGCGCCUCACCCAAGAAGAGAAGGAGAGACGCCGCAAGCUGAACCUCUGCCUCUACUGCGGGAAUGGAGGGCACUAUGCUGACAACUGUCCUGCCAAGGCCUCCAAGUCUUCACCGGCGGGAAACUCCCCGGCCCCGCUGUAGAGGGACCAUCAGCGACCGGGCCAGAAAUCAUUGGGUCCCAAGAUGAUCUUGCAUCUCACUUGCAAGUAAUGCUCCAGAUCCAUCUCCCGGGCAGACACACCCUGUUUGUCCGAGCCAUGAUCGAUUCAGGUGCUUCUGGCAACUUCAUCGAUCAUGAGUAUGUUUUACAAAACAGAAUUCCUCUGAGAAUCAAGGAUUGGCCAAUCCUGGUGGAAGCGAUCGAUGGGCGCCCCAUAGCAUCGGGCCCGAUUGUGCAUGAAACCCACGAGCUGAUCGUCGACCUGGGAGACCACCGCGAGGUGCUGUCCUUCGAUGUCACCCAGUCCCCCUUCUUUCCCAUCGUCCUGGGGGUUCGCUGGCUGAGCACCCACGACCCCAACAUCACCUGGAGCACCCGCUCCAUCUUCUUCGACUCCGACUACUGCAGAUUCCACUGCCGGAUGUAUUCUCCUGUUCCUCCGGCUCUGGCACCAGUGCCCCACCCGUCUCUCUAUUACGCUGUAGACGGAUACAGAGUUUACCAACCAGUGAGAUAUUACUACGUCCAGAAUGUGUACACUCCAGUAGACCACCACGUCUAUCCGGAUCAUCGUCUGGCUGACCCUCAAAUCGAGAUGAUCCCUGGAGCACACAGCAUUCCCAGCGGACAUGUGUAUUCACUGUCCGAACCUGAAAUGGCAGCUCUUCGCGACUUCGUGGCCCGGAACGUGAAGGAUGGGCUGAUCACCCCCACCGUCGCACCAAAUGGAGCACAGGUCCUCCAGGUGAAGAGGGGGUGGAAGCUGCAGGUGUCUUACGACUGCCGAGCUCCAAACAAUUUCACCAUCCAGAAUGAGUAUCCUCGCCUGUCUAUUCCAAAUUUAGAUGACCAAGCACACCUGGCAACCUAUGCAGAAUUUGUUCCUGAGGUUCCUGGAUACCCAUCCUACCCUGCGUAUGCCACCUAUCCCACCUACCCAGUAGGGUUUGCGUGGUACCCAGUGGGACGAGAUGCUCAAGGAAGAGCUCUCUUCGUGCCUGUCAUGAUCACUUGGAAUCCACACUGGUACCGCCAGCCUCCAGUACCCCAGUAUCCUCCUCCGCAGCCACCACCCCCACCCCCACCGCCUCCUCCACCUUCCUCCUUCAGUGCCAUGUAAGUACCUGUCAUGUCCUUCAGGGUCUCCACUCUCCAAGUUUAUUCCUGUGCAGCUUUUCAAUCAGUGACUGUGUUACAUUGAGCUACUGUAUCUUCAGGCCACCUGAGGCAUGUCCUCUGAAACGCUAUUGAAAGUCAAGGCUACCCUGAACUGGCACACGUAAAAUAGAAAAGUCCCUCAAUACUGGGAGUAACAGAAUGCCAACAAAUUAUCUCCCAGUAUUCAACCUUGACUGCCAAUUAAUGCGUUUACUGUUGCCUGGGAUUUAACUAGGGAACACUCUUAUCAUCUGAAUUACAGGCUGCCAAAUUUCUUUACAGAAAAGCCAUUGCACACAGGAAGCGCUGAUUUCUUUAUGGAGGGGGAGACAAGAAGGAAGAUCUGACUUUUCUUGCAGUUUCGGUCCUCUACAUUAUUGGAGACCGAUGCCUUAUAAAGGAAGCCACAGUAAACUGGUGCAGUAUGGAAAGGCUUCCGUGAUCCUCCUGCUGCACCCCCAGGAACUUCACCAUCUUCACACUCCUUGUUCAUGGUUCCUUAGUUUUCAAGGAGCAGCAGCUGGACUGGCUCUCCCAGGAGCAGGCAAAAGCCCCACAUAAUGGAGCACCACAGGCCUGAGAAGGAAGUGCUCUCUCAGCCAGAGUUGCAGGUUAAAGAGCGUGCCUUCACAUUCUGGUGCAAAUCACAUGUACCCAAGAACUCUGGCCUUGACGCAGCAUCUUACCAUCUCCACGCCAGUAUAGGCUCUCAUACAGCGUUGACCUGGUGACCAGAGGCUGCUGGGCAUGUUAGAGCUCUGUCAGGUAUUGUGACCACCUCUCAAUCACAUUGAGGGCUAAGAGGAGCAAAUCAAAAGGACUUCUACAUCCUCUACCCAACUCUUCAAAGGUUCUGGUACUUCAGAAUGUUCAAGAAUGCUGUCAGUUGGCUGAAGGUUCGAGGCACCUCUCAAUAGCUACUCUGCCACAUGCAUCUGAGCAUUCCAUCUCCUCAUCAGAUGAAGCAUUAGGAUUCACAGAGAGGGGAAAUCAUUUAGCUCCUAAACCUGUAUGUGGAAAGAAUGAGAGCCUUGGGUGCACUGUCUUGAGAAUCCACACUUCUGAAUGAUCAGAGGCUGACAUAGAGCUGCUGGUGGACAAAAGGCCUCAGAAACCAAAUCACAUGGUUCAGUCCAGUGACACCUCUGGUGUCUCUUGGAUGCCUUGUGCUACACUGGGACUGCCUGACUUCUUUCAGCCUGGACCCUUGCUGCUACUUUGAUCCAUUUGUCUAACCUCUCUGUUUCAUUCUUUACUGCUGCCAUUAACCCUGCUGCAGGAUCGGUGUCACCUUCCUGCCUGGUUGCUGAGACUCCAUGUUGCUGCCACGCACAGAGAGGAAGGAGGCAGGCUUGAGGAAGCACGAACUUCAGCACAAGCAACCUCCACUUGCCAGAUCAGUCUGGGCAGUAGAGAACCACAUGAUUUACAUUUUUAAGUACCUGUCAUGAAGAGGAGUCUUUACGGUGAAGUUUCCUAUUCCAUCAACAGCACCUUUCUCACCCUCAUUAGCAUUCCCCUUAUUCUUGCAUGCUUAAGUAUUUUAAAGUUUUAGCUGUAGUGGCAUCUUUUACCAGUGUUUUAAAGUGCUGACUAUGCUUUCGGAAAUUUCCACUGGAUUUCAAAGUACUAGCCAAUUCUUACUUAAACUAAGGAAAGAUGGAGUUAGAUCACUUCCUUACUGUGAAUUUCUUAUGACACUGUGAGUGAGAGACUUGUCAGAACUGGAAUGUUUGUGAAAUAGUUUAUCUCAUUGAUCCUCAAUCUUCAGUUUUAGUAUUAAAAAUAUCAAUUGGCCUUUUAAAAAUUACAUUCGGAGAAGAAACCUAAUUGGCUAUUCGGUUCUAAACAACUUUUGCCUUCUUCUGUGGAAUCAGAAAUCUUGUCAGUCACUCACGUAUUUUAGAGUAAUUACUUUGAAAUGGUGCAUUUGUGCUUCUCGACUGUCGUGAAGCGUCAGUUCAGUUUACCUCAAAUCUCACUCCAUCCUCCAUCUAUUUGAAUAUAAGUGGUUUUGUGUCAAAUUGUAAUCAUUAGUUGAUCUUCGAGCUGCAGAGUGCCCCCGGACGGGCAGGUUCCUGUAGCCCUGCGACAUGCACACAGACAUUUGCCACCACUGCAAGCAGAGGUCUGGAGGACUUGGCCAACAACUGGACAGUCAGGGAGAGCAAGCUGUGGGUGCUCCACUCACAGCCCUGGCACACUUCGGACUGUUUCCUGAAGCUUGCAGUUGACUUUCGGCAGUGUGUGCUGUGCUUUCUUACUACCUAUACUAUCCAUAGAUGUUAGAUGUUAGAUGUUAGAUGUUAGAUGUUAGAUAUUAAGGAUAAGUAAUCUUAGUUCUAUAGUAUUGAUAUUUGGAUAAGUUUCCUUUCAGUUGAUUUUUUUUUUCAGAUUUAUAUUUAGAUAAGUUUCCUUUCAACUGAUUUGUUUUUGUUCAUCCAAUUUGUUAUUUGGCUCUUAAGAAUUUCUUUCGGCAUUUUCAACAAAAAUGCCUUUUUCUCAUAAAAAAGGAAAAGGAUGUUAGAAAGGGAGCAAAACCAAAUGGAAAGGAGAUAGAUAAGAAUUAAAUCAAGUAAGAAAAAGAUCUUAGUUGCUAGUUGAGCCUUAAGAGAAGUAGCUGAGGAUGUUGGAACAGGAAGUUUACACACGUUUUUGAAGGGCCCAUUUAGUUUGAGCCAGGAGGUAUCUGUCUUGGUUAUCAGUUUGAUUAAAUCUGGUGGAGAAAUACAGCGAGUUUGCAUAGUGUAGGAGGGGCACAUCUAUAUGGUGCAGUCUAGGGUUCUGUUCAAGUUCACAGGUGCCCCUUGGACUCCUAAGUUGGCCCAGCUGUCAUCCACCACAGAUACUGUACAUCAGAUUAGCUCCAAGACUGGCAACAGAGAACAGCCUUCUGGAAAGAUCUGCACGACUGACCGUGGAAGACCACCUGAGGAAAGAAGAGCCCAGUGGGAACCACGUUACUUUUGAUGGGAUUGAAAGUUCUUUGUUGUUUCAGAUUGCGGAACACUGUUGUAUUUGGUCUGUGGAACAUUGCAUCGUUUUUAAUUCCUUUUAUGUUAUCACUUUAAGUAGUUGGGGAUAUAUAGUCAAGCAUAAGUGUUUUAGGGUGGGAGGGACUAUUAUAUAAUCAUGGGUGGGGUUAUAUAGGUAGGAUAAUAUUAUGUAUUAGAUAGCUCUUUAAGUAGACUUAUGUACUUCCUUGUAAUCCUUUACCCUUGAAUUGUUACCCUUAAGAUUUCAAAUUCAGAAAGAACUGAAGGGAUUUCAACCUAGUGAGAGAAGAUUGGAUCUAGAUAAAACCCUGUAGAAAGUUCAGAGGUAAUUAGAUGAAUAAUUGAGUAAAGGCCCUAGGUAUUAAUUCCAGGGAUCAAAUGGUGAGCCAAACUUUGAAAGUUUCAGGACAGGUAGUACCCUUUGAGAGAUUGUUGCUAGAAUAAGUUUGAUUACAGCGGAUAGUAAAUAUUCCUGGAAGUUAGGGCAGUGUUGAUGCCCCUGUCAGCAAGCUUCCCACCCCCCUUCCCUAACCGUGCCCUUCAUAUCCCCAUCCCAACCCCUUCUUCAAACUGUAUCGUUGUAUUCUCUUUAUUCUAUAUAGCUCUUCAUUUACUAAUACUGUAUCAAUGUUAUAAUAGUUCAAUAAAGCUUUAGUGGUUA